AUGAUUCUACACCGUGAAGCCUACAACCACCCCGAGCUCGGUUCUAACACCAGCACCAAACCCAGCGCCAACUACUCCACCGGCUCCCCCGCCAGCUCCACCAAGCAGCUCAAGUGUUCAGCCAGUCCCAGUGCCGGGUCGAGGAAAGCAGCCGACAUCUACUGGCUAGAUGCUCAGGAUCAUAACCAGGCGGCCGCUGGUUAUGCUCCGUACGCUGGUGGAACCCAAGUCUAUCCAGUUUAUCGCAAUGUGAUGGACUAUGGGGUUGUAAACGAUGGUUCCGGUGACCAAACGGCUAAAUUACAAAAAGCUAUCGAUGACGACGGCAAUGGUGGAACCCGGAAGGGCAAGGGCGUAACUCGGUACCCUGCUGAAGUCUUCUUGCCCGGUGGCACAUACACAUUGGGAAGCACUUUGACCCUGACUGUCGGUACUAUCAUUGUCGGAGACCCUCAGAAUCCGCCUGUUAUUAGGGCGAGUCCCAAUUUCCAGGGCCAGUUCCUUGUCAUGGGAUAUGAUAAGAACAAUGGAAACCCAGAAACCAGUUUCAUGAUGCUAGUGAAAAAUGUGAUUUUGGACACCACUGCUGUGGCUCCGAAUACCAGGAUCACCGCACUUCAAUGGGGUGUGGCUCAAGGCUCUGGGUUGACCAAUGUUCAAGUGCACAUGCCAACCAACUCCAAAGGGCACACUGGUAUUGACAUCGCCGCCGGUUCUACGAUUGCGGUUACCGACGUGAGAAUUGUUGGUGGUGCGACUGGUAUUAUCAACUCAAAUCAGCAGGUUAACUUCAAGAACAUCCAAUUCAUACAAUGUGGCACUGCCUUUGACGCAAAGGGUGGAUGGACGGUUCUUAUUCAGGGUGCCCUUUUUGAGUCUUGUGGUACUGGUAUCAACAUGACAAGCAAUGGCCUGGGAAGUCUAGUUCUCCUUGACUCGACAAUCAAGAACUCCGGUCCAGCUGUCAGAUUCCACGAUUCAUCUCACGACACGGGCAAUCAGAACAGUCAACUUCUCAUCCAAAAUUUGGAACAUGAUGGAACCAACCCUAUCGCAGUGGAUAGUGAUGGAAGAAUCCGCUUGGCCGCAAACCCUCACAUUGACACCUGGCUUUGGGGUAGUCUUGUGGAAGGACAGUAUGAGCAAGGAGCCACUCACAAGACCCAGAGAGCCGCCAACCUCCUUGUCAAUGACAAAUUCUUUACUAAGCCUCAGCCGACUUAUACCGAGUACGGCACCGCAGAUGUCGUUAAUGUCAAGUCGGUACCUGGAUUCCCAGUCAAGGGUGAUGGUCGUCAGGAUGAAACGAACUCACUCAAUGCCAUUCUCAAACAAAAUGCUGAGAAUUGCAAGAUCACGUAUAUUCCCUUCGGUGUAUACAGGGUCUCUGACACGCUUUUCGUUCCGGUGGGCACCCGGAUCGUUGGUGAGGCUUGGGCUGUCAUCUCUGGAUUCGGUGACAACUUUAAGGAUGCCAAGAACCCCAAAGCAGUGGUGAAGCUUGGUAACCCAGGCGACAUCGGUCUGAUUGAGAUCCAAGAUAUGCGGUUCUCCGUUGGUGAAAUCCUUCCGGGUGCCAAGAUUCUCGAGAUCAACGCCGCAGGCCAGCAGCCCGGAGACGUCGCACUCUGGAACACCAAUGUGAUGGUUGGAGGCACAGCCGAAACUAGCAUCUCCAACAUUUGCACGUCGCAAGAUCCAAAAGAUUGCAUGGCUGCAUUCAUGGUCAUGCAUCUUACCGAGUCGUCCUCGGCCUACAUCGAGAACUUCUGGGGUUGGACCGCAGACCACAACCUGGACAGCAGCUCUCUUCUCACUAUCGUUUCCACUGGUCGCGGUAUCCUAGUUGAAGCGACAAAGGGCACCUGGCUGACAGGAACCGGGUCGGAACACCACUGGCUAUACGAUUACAACUUCAACAAAGCAGCCAACGUCUUUGCAGGCCUCCUCCAAAGUGAAAGUCCCUACAUGCAGGGAUCAGGCGAGUACGAAAAUGCACCCGCCCCGUGGACUGCAGAGCCGAGGUUUGGUGAUCCAGACUUCACAUGGUGCGGUCCCAACGAUCAAAAGUGUCGCACUUCUCUCGCAACAAACAUCGAAGGCGGGUCCAACAUUGCCUUGUACAACUCGGCUGCCUGGGCUUUCUUCGAUGGCUACUGGAACGGACUUUACAAUGAGCCAUGCACUGGAAAGUGCCAGACUAAUAUGAUGCGUGUCUCGGGUGCUCCUCAGAAUCUUGUGUGGUACUCUGUUGGUACGCGCCAGACAGAUGUGAUGAUUUUGGAUGGGAAGACAAAUCCCCGUGAGGCUGAUCACCCUGGUGGCUGGGAGGGUAUCAUCCAAGCGUAUGGGGAGUUUUCCGACUAA
Molecule: messenger RNA, 2367 nt
Organism: Penicillium verhagenii
Lineage: Eukaryota; Fungi; Ascomycota; Eurotiomycetes; Eurotiales; Aspergillaceae
Product: glycoside hydrolase family 55 protein
Exons: 4
Coding region: 1-2367 (788 amino acids)
Molecular function (GO): polygalacturonase activity
Source: RefSeq, a predicted model, not a curated record